ACAAAUAUUGAGCCAAUUGUCGUGAAUCUUGCGUCGGAUGACGAGGAAGAGAGCAAUGGUGGUGUCUCUCUUGCCAAAGCAGAAUCACUCAACGCGCCUUCUAAUCAGAGCAUUUCGACGCAAAAACCGAUAUCGUUGCCCCCCUUCCCCGAUAUACACAGUUAUCCGGAGGCUUUGCGUCAUUUGCGGGUGCUCGAAGACUUUGCGAUGAUUGAGGAGAACUAUCGUGCCAUCGGCUUGAUUACUCAACUGGAGCAGAUAUUUAAGAAUCCACCCAAAUUGAAGAGUUUAACUCAUUGAAUUGGAAGUGGAAUUUAAACUAAGUUCAGUUAAUUGUUAUACAAAUAUGUAAAUACAAAUAU
Bactrocera dorsalis (oriental fruit fly) is the source of this 362-nucleotide messenger RNA. RefSeq lists its product as uncharacterized. Lineage: Eukaryota; Metazoa; Arthropoda; Insecta; Diptera; Tephritidae. Gene Ontology annotation, molecular function: DNA binding. The record is from RefSeq and is a predicted model, not a curated record.